UCAAAAUGAAACGUGAAAAGUAUGUAUGGUUAAAUCCGUCUCUUGAUUGUUAGGCAAAUGUCAAAAUCCAUUAUUGCAUGUAUUUUGAGUAGUAGAAAAACCAGUGAGUGAGUCAUUGGCACUAGUGAGAAAACAAAGAAAAUGCUAACAAUGCUCUCAGCUACAUCCGGUGGUGUUCUUCCACCGACACGUGUCCUAAGUGGACACAAUGUGAAAUGUUGGAAUUCGAGGAGUUUAAGAAUAUGGUCUGGUGAAUUUCCAGAUUUUCUUCCUAAACAAUUUGAGAAAAUUAAAGACACUUAUGCUAGAAAGUUGGCGUCAAGAAUUGAGAGACUACCUGUAAACUUUUCAAAGGGUUGUGUUAUGAGUAGUUGUGUGAAGCCAAAAGAACAGAAAGAGGCCAAUCCAGUUGUGCUUCUCCAUGGUUUUGAUAGCACAUGUCUAGAGUGGAGGUACACACUUCCAUUUCUCGAGGAGGCUGGGGUGGAGACAUGGGCAAUUGAUAUCCUUGGAUGGGGUUUCUCUGAUUUAGGAAGGCUUCCAUCGUGUGAUGUAGCUUCCAAGCGUGAUCAUCUUUACCAGCUGUGGUUUACCUACAUUAAGAGGCCAAUGAUACUUGUCGGACCGAGUCUUGGAUCUGCUGUUGCUAUUGACUUCUCUGUCAACUAUCCAGAAGCUGUGGAUAGGCUGGUUUUAAUCAAUGCAAGUGUUUAUGCAAAAGGUACAGGAAACCUUGCAAACUUACCGAAAGCAGUAGCUUAUGCUGGGGUCUACUUGUUGAAAAGCAUACCACUUCGUUUAUAUGCGACAUCACUGGGUUUCAAUGACUUACCAUUAAGUACAUGUAUAGAGUGGACUAAUAUAGGUCGUCUACACUGUUUAUUACCUUGGUGGGAGGAUGCAACAGUGAAUUUCAUGAUCAGCGGAGGUUACAAUGUCAUUGAUCGGAUAGAACAUGUCAAGCACAAAACACUAAUAAUAUUGGGUGAAGAUGAUCAGAUUAUUGACUACAAGCUAGGAGUGAGAUUGCAUUGUGAACUUCCAAAUGCAACUCUACGCCAAAUACCAAAUUGUGGUCACAUCCCUCAUGUGGAGAAGCCUGAUGUUGUAUCCAGGUUGAUUGUGGAAUUUGUUCAGUCUGAUCGAUCACAAAGCGCGAAACCUGACUCUGUCUCCACCGUUUCUGUUCCUGCACGAGUACUUGUAAAAGCAGAUAUUUAGGCAUAUCCCGUAUAUGGAGAUCUGACUACCUGAUUCAACAUAGUGAUGACUGAUGAGGUUAGUUUGUCAGCUUCAGUGGUGAACUAUGCUUUCAUUCUUUGAGCAUUGUCAGCAGCAUUACCUACAUAUUGAAGGUGCUUUUGGCAUCCAGUAGAAGUGUAAUAAACUGAAGACUUAGGCAGUGUAAUUAGCUGAAUACUACAGCAUUCUGGUACAUGUUUCUUUCAGUCUCUCUUUCAAUAUAGAGCUGAAGUUUAUGGCCAGUAAAUCAUAGCUUGCAGCGGUGCAAGCCUUUGUUCGGUACCUAUGCUGGUGGGAGUUUGCAGGUACCCAGUGGAAUUGUCAAGGGAAAAAAAAGAAGAGGUGCUUGGAGCAGUGCUGAAAUUUUGAUGUUUAAUGUAUCUAGAAUUAUAUCAAUAUUAGUAGACUUCAAGCCAGUAAUCGUGCCAGUUUCAGGAACAUUUGGAAAUAGCAGUGAGUGGUAGAGGACUAGAGGGUAGUUGUAAUGUGUUAUCUCUAGAAAGCUGUAAUUAUUUGUGAUGUUAGCAAUUAGAAUAAUAAAGAUUGAGGAUGAGAAACUACAAUAUCUUAGUUAAGGCAUAUUGUUAGAUGGAAGGUUAAUUGAAUGAUAUAUGUUGCUAGUAUUUUUCAUCUUGUUAAGGUUCUGCACUAGUGGUUGCAUGUU
Molecule: messenger RNA, 1906 nt
Organism: Lycium ferocissimum
Lineage: Eukaryota; Viridiplantae; Streptophyta; Magnoliopsida; Solanales; Solanaceae
Product: alpha/beta hydrolase domain-containing protein VTE7-like
Exons: 11
Coding region: 142-1221 (359 amino acids)
Molecular function (GO): catalytic activity
Source: RefSeq, a predicted model, not a curated record